AUGGCUGAGUCCGCGUAUGGCCUGACAACUUUCAGCCCUUCCGGGAGGCUUGUGCAGAUUGAGUACGCAACCACGGCAGCGGGUAAAGGCACAACCGCCCUGGGCGUCAAGGCGGUGGAUGGAGUAGUAAUCGCUGCAGAAAAGAAGACGACGUCUCCUCUUGCUGACUCAUUGACGGUGCAAAAGGUAUUUGUUCUUGAUGACCACGUUGGCUGCACGUACAGUGGAAUUGGACCUGAUUGCAGGGUGCUUGUCGACGCUGCCCGAAAAGCGUGUCAAAGGUACCGUUUGACGUACCAUGAGCCGAUGCCGGUUAGCCAACUUGUUCGUCAAAUAAGUUUCCUUUACCAGGAAUUUACGCAAUCUGGUGGGGUUAGACCCUUUGGCUGCUCGCUCCUUGUCGCUGGGGCCGAUUGCCAGGGCAACCAUCUCUAUCAGUUGGACCCCAGUGGCACCUUUUGGGCGUGGAAGGCCACCUCAAUUGGCAAGGGAAGCACGGAUGCCAAAACUUUUUUGGAGAAACGCUACACAAAUGAAAUGGAAAUGGAGGAUGCCGUGCACACAGCCCUCUUGACUUUGAAGGAGGGCUUUGAUGGCACGAUGACGGCAGAGAACACGCAGGUAGGACGGGUAAGUGAGGGAAAGUUUGAGAUCUUCACUGUGGAGCAACUGAAGGACUACUUGGACCAGAUUUAG
This is a messenger RNA of Trypanosoma rangeli, 696 nucleotides long. RefSeq names its product putative proteasome alpha 2 subunit. The transcript has a single exon. The coding region runs from base 1 to 696 and encodes 231 amino acids. The record is from RefSeq and is a predicted model, not a curated record. Gene Ontology annotation, cellular component: proteasome core complex, alpha-subunit complex; proteasome core complex. Gene Ontology annotation, biological process: ubiquitin-dependent protein catabolic process. Lineage: Eukaryota; Euglenozoa; Kinetoplastea; Trypanosomatida; Trypanosomatidae.